AUGUCAAAUUCUCAAGUACAAAGUUAGCUUAGUGAAAUACCCGAAAAAUCUUAUUUUUUAUAAGAUUCAAAUAAAAGCAAUUAAAUUUUGGACACUAAUUAGCUUGUUAGUUAAUUUUUAUAAUAUGACUCACACUAACCAAAACAAGAAGGAAAAAAAGCAACAAAAGUUGAUAACCACUAAACAAUUAGCAGUGCAUCUACUAGACAUGGUAAAAAAAGAUAUAUAGUGAAUAAGCCAGUUAAUAAUAUCCAGCUAAAACCACCCUAAAUUGUUUUUUUCAACAAUGUUAAAACUAACUAAAUUGAGUAAAUGGAUAUUGAAUAGCUAUGCCAGGCAGUGAAGGAACACUACCAAGACGACGCUGAGUACUUGGACCCUCUACCACCUGAAGAUGAUAAGCAUGGAAAUAUAGAAUAUAAAUUAAAGCUAAUAAAAACAGAAGAGCGUCGUUUAUAAGAGCUUGAAUGCUAAAUGCUUCGUCGUUUAGAUGAAGGUGUAGACGAAUGCUAUUACUGGAUUGGAGUAGAAGAUAAUGGAAAUACUUUAGGAUUGAUAGAAGAGGAAUUCUUUUUGAGUUUAAAAAUCCUCUCUCAUGUUGCAAACAAGAAUGAAUGUUAUUUUUAGUUAGACAGAGUUUAUAAUGGAGAAAGAGGGCGAAUAGGAUUUGUAAAAAUUAAAUAAAGGCCAAGAAGCGUUGUAAGGGCAGAUAUUCGUAUCUAGCUAAUGGGUUAGACUGGAAGUGGUAAAACUACACUUAUAAAAACAAUGUAUUAUAAAGAGUCUGGUUGUCAAAUUAAUAAUGAGCAAACAACUUAAAUCUAAUAAAGAUAUUUAUGCUUUGAUUCUUAAGGAAAACUUUUAAGUAGAUUUCCUUUCACUGUGCUUGGAAUUGAAGGAGAAAUAGAAUUAGCAACUAAGAUUAUUAGCUUUGUAGAUAUAGGUGGCAAACAAAAAGAUAGAAAAUAUUUUGUUUUAAGUUAUUGCUCAAGAAUACCUAAUUAUGGACUUAUAGUUAUUUCAGCUAAAAAUGAGUUUAGUGAGAGUGAUAAAACAUAUAUCAGGGAUGCAGUUUCAAUGGGUUUAGUUUUUUUUAUAGUAAUAACUAAUACUGAUAAUGCUCCAAGUUCUCAAAUUGGUAGUCUCAUUUGCGAGAUUAAAAAUUUUAUUUACAGCACUUAUGCUUAAAAAUAUGUUUAAGUAAUUUAUAACAUAUCAUAAGUAGCUAAGAUUUUUACUGAAAGUUUUUUGCAGGGAAACUUUGUACCGAUUUUCUUGGUUUCUAGUAAAACACUAAGUAACAUUAAGCUAUUUUCUAAAUUUUUGAGUUAGCUUCCAGAUAAUAGGAGAGUUAAUUAAACAAAUAAGUAAGAAUUGACUGAACUAACAAUAUACAAUGCACUUGAAAGAUCAGCAAUAAAUGUAGAUAAAAGUAAUAACAAUGUGAUUUUUUAAGGAACUGUUUUACAAGGUGAGCUUCAUUUAGCUUAGAACCUACUUAUUGGCCCAGAUAUUAAUGGUUUGUUCAAAAAAGUAAAAGUCUAAGAGCUGAUGGUUGUAAAAACAUCAGUAGAAAGGGUUUAAACCAGUUAAAUAUGCUCUGUAAGAGUGAGUAUGGAUAUGCAAGAUAAAAAAAAGUUCGAGGUUCGAAAAGGAUAAGUUUUAGUAGACCCAAGGUUAUUGCCAAGGGCUGCAUCAGAAUUUUUAGCUGAACUUACUUUAUUUGAUAGUAUAAAGGAGAAAGUACUAAUCAAAACAGGUUACUAGCCGGUAGUUAACUUUUAAAGUAUCAGACAGAUAUGUAAAAUAAUGGUAACCAAAGAAGAUUUAGAGGGAAAAGGAUAUCGUCCUCUCGCUAGACGCAAAUCGCUAGAAAGAGAAAUGAAUCAUUACUCUGAUUAACAUUUACAUGAAAUAAAUUUUAAUAACUAGAUUAAAGCCAUCAAGUCUUCAACAUAAGGAGAUAAAUAAAAAGAAGAGAAGGCUCUUGUCUUUUCUAAAAAUCUAAAUAAAAAAUUUUUAAGGAGAACAAAAUCAAUAGACAAAAUAAAAGAGUUAUUUCCAAAUGACUAAGCAUUAGACUAAACAUCAUAAAAAAUAGAAAUAGCUUAAGAUAAUGUACCUGUAAUAGUAAUUGAACCAAGCAAAAAUAAACAGAAUGUAAAUAACUAAUUAAAUAAGUACUAACCAGAAGUAAAGAAUUAUCUCCGUAUGCGUUUUAUUUACAGACCUGAGAGAAUAUAAGUUGGUUAGAUGUUUUACAUUGAUGAAAAGCUUUUAAAAGCAGUAGGAGUUGUUACUAAAGUUUUUUAUUGA
Messenger RNA from Tetrahymena thermophila SB210, 2316 nucleotides. RefSeq names its product elongation factor Tu GTP-binding domain protein. The record is from RefSeq and is a predicted model, not a curated record. Gene Ontology annotation, molecular function: translation elongation factor activity. NCBI's taxonomy places the organism in Eukaryota, Ciliophora, Oligohymenophorea, Hymenostomatida, Tetrahymenidae. The transcript is spliced from 6 exons. Gene Ontology annotation, biological process: translational elongation.